Messenger RNA from Danio rerio (zebrafish), 6826 nucleotides. NCBI's taxonomy places the organism in Eukaryota, Metazoa, Chordata, Actinopteri, Cypriniformes, Danionidae. The record is from RefSeq and is a predicted model, not a curated record.
UACCUAUACCACAUGUUUUCGGACUGCUAGGGGAAACCAGAGCACCCCAUUCAAAGUAUUAUAAAUAUACCAAGAAUUGUUCAUAGAAUUACAUUAAAUUACCCAUUAAAUUGUAUUUUUUUAAUGGCUACCCCAACCCCAAAACCACCCAAGCCACAUAAUGGAAAAACAUAUAUCAAGUAUUUUAAACAUACCAAGAUUUAUUCAUAUUAUUGAAUAAAUUACCCAUUAAAUUGUAAUUUAUUAAUGUAUACCUAUACCCACACAGUAAUGUAUAAACAACAACUGUUGUUGCACAGUAAUCGCAUUGUUGUCAUUUAAAUAAUUAUUGUUAACUUUCGGCUACAGAUCUAUCUCUUCUAGACUUUGCCCAGGUUAGGAUUAGAUUAUUGAGCUAAAAAAUCACAGUUAUUGGUUUGUUAAUUGUGGGAAUUGUACCUUAAAUGUAAGUGUGACAAAACUUACACAUUUAGGACUAAUUAAAACUUUACCACAAGUCUUUAUCUAAACAAACUGUCAUUUAAAGGGUUCAAAAAUUAAAUCGUUGAAAUGAAUGAAUUGGUAGUUAUCUCCUGAUAAAUCUACAUAAGUGGAAGAUUAAUAAUAUUUAAAUAUACUAUUAAAAUACAUGAUAUUUCUUGUCCUCCAAUAGACCUACUGUAUGUGCGACGUUUUUAAAUGAAUGCACAAUGGUUAAUACCUUAGCAAAAAUUUGCGUUGUCCUCUUCCCAGAAUAACAUGUCUUCAUGUUUUCAAAACCCUCAUGUGGUAAAAAGAAACUCAAAUGUUUUGAACUAGUAAAGGGUGAGUAAACGAGAACAGAAUUUUCAUUUUUGAUAGAACUAUACCUUUAAUUAGACUUGUAGGGUAAUUAAAAGCAAAUGUUGUGCUUUUAUUUACUUUGUUUACUACUGUAUGGCUUACAGAGUCUGAUACUUCUUUUUUGUAGCAAGAAGUUUGGAAUAAAAGUAAAGAAGAAACAUCGGAAAGGACACAAGGGUGUUGUAAUCUCAAACAAAGGUGCUCUAGAGGCUGAGGCUGAAACUAAUCCUGAAGAUCCAGACGUGAUAGAUGUACCACAGCCCGAGUUUGCAGGACAGUCCACCUCGGCCCACACUUCUUUCAGACAGAUUGCCAAUACUAAGAGGCACGUCUUGUUUUCCUCUCCAAUUGUAUGUAAAGCUGUAUCCAAGAUCUUGGAAGGUGAAAGCAAACCACAAAAUUUCCAGAUUUCCAUCAAUAUAACAGAGAUCAGGCAGCUGGUUGGGGACAAUAUAGACCCUAGUGUUGUGAUUGAAAUUGGAGAUGAUAAAAAGCAGACAUCGGUGAAAGAAGGAACCAACGCUCCCUUUUACAAUGAGUAUUUUGUGUUUGACAUAUAUUGCAAUCAAGACAUCUUUUUUGACAAAGUCAUUAAACUAUCAGUCAUGCACUCAAAGAUUAUGAAGAGCUACUGUGUGGGAACGUUCAAGAUUGAUGUUGGGACAGUUUACUCUCAACCUGGGCAUCAGUUCAUCAAUAAGUGGGCCACACUAACAGACCCUGCCGACAUCCGUGUUGGGGUGAAAGGUUACCUGAAGUGUGAUAUCAGUGUGUCUGGAAAGGGAGAUGUUGCACCACCAUCUCAGAAAUUCAGUGAUGCCGAGGAACAAAUUGAUAAGCACCUCCUGCUUCCUGAAGGCUUAAACCCGGAGCGGCCGUGGGCUCGGUUUUAUGUGAUCGUGUACCGAGCAGAAGGUCUUCCCAGAAUAAACUCCAGUAUUAUGGCCAAUGUGACCAAAGCUUUUGUUGGAGACACAACAGCCCUCAUUGAUCCUUAUGUUGAGGUGUCAUUCUUUGGUCAAGUUGGAAGGACUUCAACCCAAAAGAGCUCAGCAGAUCCAGUGUGGAAUGAGCAGGUGGUGUUUAAGGAGAUGUUUCCUCCACUGUGUCAGAGACUAAAGAUUCGGGUUCUGGAUGAAGGAAGCAUGAAUGAUGUGGCCAUUGGGACUCAUUACAUUGACCUGCACACCAUAUCAAAUGACACUGAUGGAGACAAUGGUUUCUUGCCCACAUUUGGGCCAGCCUGGAUCAACCUCUAUGGUUCUCUUCGAAAUUCCACACUGGUGGAUGACAGCCAGGAACUGAACGAAGGUGUUGGUGAAGGGGUGUCCUACAGAGGCAGACUCUACAUAGAGCUGAGUGUAGAAAUCCUGUCUGGAGGAGCUGCUGAAUCCAAAUCUCUGCUCUCAAAGUUCAGUCCAAAAGAUGCCAAGGGUGGGAAAACUGGUACAGGAGCAGGAGGUGAAGAGGAGAAGUCCAAGAUGAUAGGACCUGAAGUGAUCCCAGUGGAGCCCCCGCAGAAGAUGAGAGAUGAAGACAUGGAGACUUUCCUGCUCUUUGGUUGUGUAUUUGAGGCAUCCAUGAUCGACAGAAAAAUUGGCGAUAGACCAGUCACCCUAGAGUUUACGAUUGGUAACUUUGGGAACUUAAUUGAUGGUGCUGCACCACCUCCAUCAAAGAAGAAGCUUGAGGAUGUGUCAGUGACUGCUCCUCUACUGGACACUACAGCCACAAUGCCCUGCAAAUCCACUACAACACCAGAAAGGCCUAUUUUUGGAGAUGCACAGAGGCAUUAUAUGCAUUUGCCCAUCGCUGCACAGAAGCCCUGUGUGUAUGUUUACAGUAGCUGGGAGGAUCGAGCGUACCGACUUCAUCACGCCAACAUGCUAGACACAAUUGCCCUCAUGUUUGAAGAGGGAGUCGCUAAGGUCACAGAGCUGGAUAAAAUGUUAUCUCCGGAAGCAUGGAGUCUCAUGCACCACGUUCUUCGGGAAUUCAGACGAGAUGCCAAGGAGUUUAUUGCUUUUGCUGAAAAAAAGGUGAAGGGAAGCAAUUUAACCUUGCUGGACAAAAAGAGGCUAACUAUGUGCAAACAGGAGCUGGAGAGUAUGACUGAAAUGGCAGGAGGACUUCUUGAGCCAAAGAGGAGAUCUUUGACUGUGAAAGAAAUGCUGCUGGAAGCUCAAAAAAUUAAAAAGAAGCUGCGAUUUCUGGUGGAGGAGCCUCAACACACUUUACCAGAUGUGUUUGUGUGUCUGGUCAGUAAUAACAAGCGUGUGGCGUAUGCCAGAAUCCCUGCUCGGGACCUGCUCUUCUCAGAGAGCCCAGAGCAAAGAGGCAGAGACUGUGGGAAGAUCAAGACACUGUUCCUCAAGCCUCCAGUGAAGCGUGCACCGGGAUGGACUGUCCAGGCUAAACUUGAUGUGUUCUUGUGGCUGGGAACUUGCGCAGAGUCAUCCCGCAUGUUGGACAAUCUCCCGUCGGGCUUUGAACUUGUGUCCACCUCUUUUGAGGAUAGGACUGGCGCUCCUCCUGAAUAUUUACUCUACACAGAGCAGCACAUGUUCGAGCUGAGGGCUCAUAUGUACCAGGCUCGUGGACUCAUCGCAGCAGACAACACUGGCCUCUCAGACCCGUUUGCCUGGGUGUCUUUUCUGUCUCAUAGCCAAUGCACUGGUAUCAUAAAGCAAACAUUGACUCCCACGUGGAAUCAGGUGAUCAAGAUGACUAACAUGUCUCUAUAUGGAGGGCUUUACGACAUAGCCCAGGAGCCACCGCUGAUUGUGAUUGAAGUGUAUGAUGAUGAUGCAGUGGGUAGCGAGUACCUGGGCUCGACGGUGGCUGUUCCUGUUGUCAAACUAUCAGAAGAGCAAUACUCUCCUCCUCAGCUGCAGUACAGCCCUCUGUUCUGUGGCAGCCUGUCUGGAGGAGACAUACUGGGGGCCUUUGAGCUCAUUCAGAUUUCAAAGUCAGGAGAGCACUCACUCCCUGUUUUAGAUGAGCCAGAUGGAGUUGUUAUCCCAGUGCCCUCAUACAUUCGACCGGUGCUCUGCAAGUACAGGAUUGAGGUUUUGUUCUGGGGCCUCAGAGAACUGAAAAAGGUUCAGCUCUUAUCUGUCGAUCGUCCUCAAGUAUUUAUCAAGUGCGCAGGAUCGGGUGUCAACUCCUCUGUCAUACAAAGCUACAAGAAAAACCCGAACUUUACAAUAAUUGUGGACGCCUUUGAUGUGGAGUUGCCUGAAGAUGAACAUCUCCUCCCUCCCCUCACUCUCACCGUGGUGGACUGGAGGGCCUUUGGGAGAAGCACGCUUGUAGGUAGUCAUGUGAUCAACAACCUGGCCUUAUUCAAACACAAUCCUGUACCGGUCCAGCAGCCCCCGCCAGAGCCCAAAAACAUAGCAGUGGCUCAGCUCUCUCUGCAGCAGAGUGUUAUUCCACCUCCAGAUGAAGAGAUCGCCAUUGAAAUAGAGCAUGAGGAGAUCAUUGCCCCCAAAAGCCAAGAGCCUGAAUUCCAGGACACAAAGGUGUCAAAAAAGAGCAAACGAAGAUCUACAAAAAGGAAGAAACGCACCACGGCUGAUGAGUCUGCAGAUAAUGUCAUCGAUUGGUGGUCGAAGUACUAUGCAUCGAUGGAGAAAAUCAAACAGGCAAAGCAAAAAGAAGACAAUCCUUUUCCACUGCUCUUUGAAAAUAUUACUCCUCUGGAGAACAUUAUUUCCGAAGGAUUGAUCAAUCUGGCAUCAGGUAUGAGGGAUAGGAAAAAAGAGGUGAACUACAAGAGUGUGAUUGAACAGCCCAGGCUUGCAACAUUACAGGUGUACGACAAAGAGCUGGAGGCUGAAUUUGGGCCAUUUGAUGACUGGGUAAAAACCUUUGAACUCUUUCGAGGAAAGGCCAAUGAAGAGGACGGCUCUGCAUAUGAGAGAUUUGUUGGGAAGUUCAAGGGCAGGUUCUGUCUUUACAAGCUGCCAGAAGCAGACGGUGAGGCGGAAGAAGGCUAUGUGGAUUCAGGGCAGUUUAAAAUCAAUCAGGGAAUUCCUCCAAACACUGCUGUGAAUGUCCUUAUCCGUGUCUACAUAGUUGCAGCCUUCAACCUGCACCCUGCAGACCCAGAUGGCAAAGCAGACCCUUACAUAGUGCUGAAACUUGGGAAAACUGAGAUCAAAGACAGAGACAAUUACAUCCCAAAGCAGCUCAACCCAGUGUUUGGAAGAUCUUUUGAAUUUCAAGCCACUUUUCCCAAAGAAUCCCUACUAACAAUCCUAAUCUAUGACUAUGACCUGGUUGGUGGUGAUGAUUUGAUUGGAGAAACACAGAUCGAUUUGGAGAACCGGUUUUACAGCAGACAUCGAGCAACCUGCAGCCUUCCUACUGAAUAUGCCAUUGAGGGUUAUAAUGCAUGGAGGGACUGCAUGAAGCCAGUAGACCUGCUGAUUAAACUGUGUAAAGAAAACAGACUGGACAACCCUCAGUUUUCUCCAGGCCGUAUUACCAUCGGAAACAAAGUCUUUAUGGGGAAAACGGUAUUUCCAGAUGAAGAUCAAAUGGUGGAGUCGUAUGAACACUUGGCUCUCAAGGUGCUUCACAGGUGGUCUGAGAUGCCCAACGGAGGCUGUAAACUUGUCCCAGAGCAUAUUGAAACUCGCGCACUUUACCUCAAGGACAAACCAGGAAUAGACCAGGGCCAUUUGCAGAUGUGGGUGGACAUUUUUCCACUGGACAUGCCUCACCCUGGCCCACCUGUGGACAUUUCCCCUCGCAAACCUAAAGGGUAUGAACUGAGAAUCAUUAUCUGGAACACUGAAGAUGUGAUACUGGAGGACACCAACUUCAUUACAGGACAGCAGUCAAGCGACAUUUAUGUUAAAGGGUGGUUAAAGGGUCUUGAAGAUGACGGCCAGGAAACUGAUGUCCAUUACAAUUCUUUGACUGGAGAGGGCAACUUCAACUGGCGCUUUGUGUUCCCCUUCAGCUACCUACCAGCUGAGAAAGUGGUAGUGGUACAAAAGCGAGAAAGCAUCUACUCUCUGGACAAAACUGAACAGAAGAUGCCUGCAGUUCUUGUUAUGCAGGUGUGGGACUUUGAGCGGCUUUCCUCCGAUGACUUUCUGGGCUCAGUGGAGUUGGAUCUGCAUGGGUUUCCUCGUGGAGCUAAAUCAGCUAAAGCUUGUAAGAUGGAAAUGCUGACAGAACUCACAGAGAACAUCUCUAUCUUCCAGCAGAAACGCUCCAAAGGCUGGUGGCCCUUCAUCAAAGCUGGAGAACUAACAGGAAAGGUAGAAGCUGAGUUUCACCUGGUCACUGCUGAGGAGGCUGAGAAAAACCCAGUGGGCCGCGCACGCAAAGAGCCAGAGCCUCUGGAGAAACCAAACCGUCCAGACACAUCCUUCUCCUGGUUUAUGAAUCCUUUCAAGUGCUUCUUUCACCUGAUCUGGGGAAACUACAAGAAAUACAUCAUAGCUGGACUGGUGCUGUUGAUUUUGACCUUGUUCCUGGUUCUGCUCUUUUACACCCUUCCAGGGGCGCUCAGUACUAAGAUAGUCAAUGGGUAAAAAAAAAAAAACACCUGGAUAAAGUCACUGGACACAAUGGAGAGCAGCACAAAUGUAAUGUUUUAGCACACAUUUAAACACUUGCACUGUCGGUUGUUAGAUAACUCAGGAACAUCAAAAUAUUUGGUGAUUUUAAGGAACAAUUUUAUGUUUUUAUUUAACGUACAGCAAGAAAUGUAACAGUGACACAACAUUGAACAUUUGAGAAAACACUGAACAUAGCAAUUGGAAGAUAUAGGAAAGCUAUUAGGGCAUAAGCACCAUUAUGCAAUUGCUGUUUUGUAAUAAUUACAUCCUACAUUGAGAAAAUGGUUGGAUUUUCUUUUAAACUGAUUUAAAAAAUGUAAUAGUAGCAUUUGAAAUGACAACUGUAACUUAAAAAACGAUUUAUGUGAAUACAGUUGCAUAAAACAACAAGCUUAACCCAACGUAAAGUAAAUUUACCAAUGUUA